This is a messenger RNA of Condylura cristata (star-nosed mole), 794 nucleotides long. RefSeq names its product PERP, TP53 apoptosis effector (gene PERP). The coding region runs from base 82 to 663 and encodes 193 amino acids. Gene Ontology annotation, cellular component: cell-cell junction; membrane. The transcript has 3 exons. Gene Ontology annotation, biological process: cell-cell adhesion. NCBI's taxonomy places the organism in Eukaryota, Metazoa, Chordata, Mammalia, Eulipotyphla, Talpidae. The record is from RefSeq and is a predicted model, not a curated record.
CGCCUCCCCGCGGCCUCUUCCCUUUUGUCGCGCUGCCCGCUCCUGCCCGCCACUCUCGCCAACCUCCGAGCUCCCGUCGAGAUGCUGCGCUGCGGCCUGGCCUGCGAGCGCUGCAGGUGGAUCCUGCCCCUGCUCCUGCUCAGCGCCAUCGCCUUCGAUAUCAUCGCCCUGGCCGGCCGCGGCUGGCUGCAGUCGAGCGACCACAUCCAGACGUCCUCGCUCUGGUGGCGAUGCUUUCACGAGGGCGGCGGCAGCGGGUCCCGAGAAGAUGGCUGCGAGAGCCUCAUGGAAUACGCGUGGGGAAGGGCGGCCGCUGCCAUGCUGUUCUGCGGCUUCAUCAUCCUGGUCAUCUGUUUCAUCCUCUCCUUCUUUGCCCUCUGCGGACCCCAGAUGCUGGUCUUCUUGAGAGUGAUUGGGGGUCUCCUGGCCCUGGCUGCUGUGUUCCAGAUCAUCUCACUGGUGAUUUACCCAGUGAAGUAUACACAGACCUUCAACCUUCACGCCAAUCCUGCUGUUACCUACAUCUAUAACUGGGCCUAUGGCUUUGGGUGGGCGGCCACGAUUAUCCUGAUCGGCUGUGCCUUCUUCUUCUGCUGCCUUCCCAACUACGAAGAUGACCUCCUUGGCAAUGCUAAGCCCAGAUACUUCUACACGUCUGCCUAAGUUCAGGAGUGAGCAAAAGAUAGCUCUGCUGCUGCGAUGGAUUCCAGAGGAAGAAACUAUUUCCUAUAACACUUUGUCUCUAUGUUGGGGGCAAUGUUCUUUUCAAUAAACUAGUCAGAAUGCUAAAAUAA